Messenger RNA from Medioppia subpectinata, 1020 nucleotides. The record is from the annotation of a GenBank genome assembly. NCBI's taxonomy places the organism in Eukaryota, Metazoa, Arthropoda, Arachnida, Sarcoptiformes, Oppiidae.
AUGGCAAUUAUAUCAAUUCUUUAUUAUCGAUGCAAAUGUUUUUUGACAAACAAUUACUUUGUGUCCAAAUAUAAGACUCACGUCAAGUACGCCAAUAAUGACACCGAUUUCUGGUCCCAAUUCGGCGACCAAUUGUCUGCUGUCGGCUGUAAUACAGACGACAAACGGUCGGAAGUGUUGACACAACUGAAGACAGAGUUUGAUCGUCGAAACAGUCUCGACAAUGAGAUCGCAAAACGGACUCAAUUUAUUAAAACUAAUUAUACGCCAAAACAUCCGGAGAUCUAUAAGUUGGACGACAAGUAUCUGCAAAAAGCAUUCAUCGAUUUAGUCGAUCGAUGCCGAAGAGGAGACACUUUUCAAGAAGUUUUACCAUUUGUUCAAACGAUUAGUUUAGAAAAACGAGUUUUUAAAUUCAAUAUCUUUACGGAAGACUUUUGUCGUAAAUUUGUCGAAGAAAUUGAUAAUUUCAACGAUUCCCCGAUGCCUAAGACCAGACCUAAUACUAUGAAUAACUAUGGUAUUCUAUUGAAUGAAUUGGGUUUCGACGAGCACUUCCUGACACCACUUCGGGAACAUUACUUGAAUCCAAUGGCGAAAGUGUUUUUCCCCGAUUGGUUGGGCGCAGGACUGGACACUCACCGCGCGUUUACUAUUAAAUACUCGGCCACCGCCGACGCCGAGCUGUUCACCCAUUACGACAACUCCGAGAUUACACUAAACGUAUGUUUAGGAAAUGUCUUCGAAGGCAGUGAAGUAUAUUUCGGUGACUUCCGGACCAAACCCCGACGCGAUGCCAAUGAUUUAGCGGUGGCAGCCGUCGAGCACAGGCCGGGUGUCGGACUCUUUCAUUUGGGACAACUAAUGCACGGAACACUUCCCGUCACAGACGGCGAGCGUCAGAAUCUAGUCGUUUGGAUGCGUUCGUCAGAGAUUCGCAACCAAUUGUGUCCGAUGUGUGACCACAAACCCGAACCCAUUCCGUCCGUCGGCUUUGGCGAUGGGUUUACCGUUCAAUGA